Microbotryum saponariae is the source of this 3401-nucleotide messenger RNA. Lineage: Eukaryota; Fungi; Basidiomycota; Microbotryomycetes; Microbotryales; Microbotryaceae. The record is from the annotation of a GenBank genome assembly.
AUGUCAAGUGUCAGAGCAGGUGCGCUCAUGUCCUGCUCCGCUCCAGGGUCCCCUAUCCUUAUCUCGGUCGCUGAUGCCGGUCGCUGGCUCGCAGGGGCGCCCCCACCACCCAAGGUGAUCACCAAGUUGGCCGAGGAUGUCGUCAAUCGCAUCGCAGCUGGCGAGGUCAGUUGGUUCGAGAGUCGUCGGGAACGACAUUCCAAGCUGAACUCUAAACAUAGUGGCCGAGCUCGUGGUGCCACAGAUCAUCCAGCGACCGGCGAACGCGCUCAAGGAGUUGAUCGAGAACGCGCUCGACGCGGGAUCCACCUCGAUUCGCAUCACCGUCAAAGAUGGUGGGAUCAAACUGCUUCAGAUUCAAGAUAACGGCUCCGGGAUCAGGGUCAGUCCCUUGCACCUGCAAGCCGAGCCAGGCUCCCACCUCCCAAGCCCUCUCGGAUGAGCUAAUGUAAUGUCAGCACGCGUCGCGACGCCCCACCCUCGUCGACCACGCUCUCUCGCCCCCUCUCUUCUAACGAACAUCAGAAAGCAGAUCUUCCUAUCCUGUGUGAACGCUUCACCACGUCUAAACUCAAGGCGUUCGAUGACUUGAGUCGAUUGGGGACCUAUGGCUUUCGCGGGGAAGCACUAGCCAGCAUCAGUCAUGUCGCUCACAUCUCCGUCACGACCAAGACACGGGACGAUGCCUGUGCUUGGAAGUCAGUGUGGUCCUCUUAUGGUCCCGAAGAUGCGAAGACAGGGGAACCUACUGACCUCGAUCAUUCAUCUCUCCUAUGCAACGCCUUUUUGUCAAUACCCGGCUUCACACGAAAAUUUCGACGAGCAGGGCCUCGUACUCCGAUGGAGUCAUGAUUCCGGUCAAAGCAGGUGCUACCAGCAAUGAGCCAGUCCCAUGUGCUGGCAACGACGGCACACUGAUCGUCGUGAGCACUUCGUAGGCGGCCAACCGACUGAGAAGAGUUUCAUUCUGAUCGCCUCGAACUUUUUCCAGGUCGAGGACCUGUUCUACAAUGUGCCGAUGCGACUCAAAGCCUUGCGAUCAUCGUCGGAUGAAUACUUGCACAUCGUUGCUGUGGUAUUACAGUACUCGAUCCACAACGCCGGUGUCGCGAUGGUCUGCAAGAAAGCGAGCUCGGCCAAUCCAGAAGUCAACACUCCUGUCGGAGCUACGGUCCUUGACAACAUUGGACUGCAUUACGGCGAGCACGUCAAGAGGGAACUGGUAGAACUGGAUUUGAAGGACGAGGAGCUUGGGAUCAAAGCGACAGGAUGGUUGAGUGGACCGAACUACGGCGUCAAGAAAGGAACGUUCUUGUUCUUCAUCAACCGUUCGUUUUUCAGGGCUCUUCGCUCCGCCGUUGCCUGAUCGCAAUGCUCAUGCUACUUCCCCUUUGACCCCUUAUUCUAGAUCGCCUUGUCAAAUGCUCCUCCCUCAAACAAGCCCUCGAAGCAUUCUACGCCGCAUUGCUCGCCAAGGGCUCCCAUCCCUUCGUCUACCUCUCGCUCGAGAUCAGUCCCAGCAAAGUCGACGUCAACGUGCAUCCGACCAAGAGCGAGGUUGGCUUUGAGGACGAAGACGAGGUCGUCAAGGUCAUAUGUGACGCGUUAGCUAAUAAGUUCGCCGCAUCGAACGAGUCGAGAAGCUUUCAGAUUCAGGUCAGUUGUCAUCUUUGCCGGGCUCGAGCAGUGUCUUGAUUGAAGGGCUAAUGUCGCGCCGGGCUCGGUUUGCUUCUUCAGACCUUGCUUCCCGGAGCGUCUCGACCCAGCGAUGUUCCCUCGACCUCGACUCGUGAUCAAGGUGGGAGCAACAAUACCGGCCCCUCGUCAACCUCUACGAGUAUACGCAAAGUCGCCCCCAAAUCGAUGAUCAGAACGGAUCACAAGACGAGGACCCUUGACUCCAUGUUCGAGCCCGUGUCUUCACCGUUGCAUGAUCAGGAUAGGGGGAAAGGGAAAGGAAGGUUGAUGGAGGUUGAUGAUGAUGGAGAUCAGGUGAUCGAUCCGGGAAGAGAAGACGAAAAUGAAGAUCAACCGUCGGUAUUGUCGAAGCGGAAGCGGACGCUGGGUGCCGAAGAGGACGAAAAUGAAGACGACGAUGAUAUCGUAAUAGAGGAGGAACCUCGAUCGAUAUCAUCUAUCCGUCCCGAGCUUCAAAAGGCAACGAGCGUCAAGAUACCUCAAAGCCAAACGACAUUGAGGAGCAUUCGGGAGCUGAGACAAGAAGUGCUUGAUCGGGCCGACAAAGGUAUGUUGACUCGAAGAGAACCCUGGUUCCAUUUUUUCCGAGCUUAAUACGUCGACCACUAUAUUCAGAUCUCGACGCCAUCGUCAAAGGUCACAUUUUCGUCGGGGUCGCCGACCUGAGGUCACACUUGUCGCUGAUCCAGCAUCGGACGAAGCUUUAUUCGGUCAAUCAUGCGGCAUUGUCGUGAGUCCAUGCUUAUUUCCGAAUUCACCCCAUCUGAGGAAGAGCCGUCCGCUGACAGGAAGUUCCUCACAGUGAAGAGCUGUUCUACCAACUUGCACUGCGUCAAUUUGGCCAACUUGCUCGCAUCGACCUGCAACCUCCCGUUCCUCUGCGCGACACGAUCAAGCUAGCCGUAGAGAGUGACGAGGGCAGGGAAGCGGCACAAAUGCCUACAGAAGAGAUCGUCGAGGUGAGAACGCUUUCGUUGCCGUCAGAUACGGCUAGAGCCGGGGCUCACUCCCUUGUUGUUUGCUUUUGCAGCGGCUGUACGAUACGAUCCACCAAGGGCGGGCGAUGCUGGAGGAGUACUUUGCCCUCUCGAUCUCGGUUGAGGGCAUGAUCGAAAGUUUGCCCCUCAUCAUACCGAGCUUCCUACCUAAUCUCGUCAAGCUUCCACUCUGUGAGUCCAGUUGCAGUGAGCCCGUGAAAGACCCAAGCACUGACUUGGUCCUGUUGUUCUUGUCCGACAAAGUUCUUCUACGCAUCGGCGUCGUCGUGGACUGGGAAGACGAAAAGCCAUGUUUCGAGUCGUUCCUACGCGAGCUCGCAUUCUUCUACAUCCCAGGACCCUCCGCCCCCGAGUUCGACGACAACGUCGCUGCCUCCGAAACGGACCCAUCCACAUCAGACGAACACCGCCCUGCUCCAAGUGGUCGGACCGAAGCGCAAGAGAAAGAGGAGAAGCGAGCAUUGCAGCACAUCGUGUGGCCCGUCGCAAAACAAUAUCUCGUUGCUCCUCAUCAUUUGAAGAAGAGGGAUGUGGUGCAGCUGACGAGUAUGGAGAAUUUGUUCAAAGUGUGAGUCGCUCGGGGGCGUUCAGUCGCUGACGUUUGAACUGGCGUGCUGAUUGUACCGUACUCAUUGACGGCUUCAGGUUCGAGAGGUGUUGAUUCUGGUUGCGUUGAUGAUGCAAAGCAGUAAAAAGUGCGAAUGA